Molecule: messenger RNA, 546 nt
Organism: Penicillium waksmanii
Lineage: Eukaryota; Fungi; Ascomycota; Eurotiomycetes; Eurotiales; Aspergillaceae
Product: cupin domain-containing protein
Exons: 1
Coding region: 1-546 (181 amino acids)
Source: RefSeq, a predicted model, not a curated record
AUGGACACUCCAAUCCGCCGCAUCAUCGCCGAACAUGACAAAAAAGGCAAAGCCUCCUUCGUCGCCGACGAGUACCUAACCCCCUACGACCCAACAACCGCACCAGAAUUCACCACCCCAGAUGCCAAUUCCGGAUUCGGCGUGAUUCAAAUCCACCGAUCGCGCGGAUUUCCCGUGGACAAUAUGCGCCAGCUUCCCGAUCCACAUAAGACUCUCGUGCCCUUGGCCGAUACAAAGGGACCCUCUUGUCGAGUUAUCGAUCUCCCGCCCGCUGAAGCGGGGUGGAUGCAUCGGACCCUGAGCUUGGACUAUUUUGUCGUGUUGACUGGCACUGUGGGGUUGAUUACUGAUGGGGGUGUGGAGAAGGUUCUUAAACCGCAUGAUGUUGUUGUUUGUCGUGGGACGAAUCAUGAAUGGGUUAAUCGGGGACAGGAUGUUGCGAGGAUUUUUGGCGUCGUUGUGCCCAGCCAGGAGAUUGUUACUGAGGAUGGGGUGAGGUUGGAGAAGACGGCUGCUGGGCCUAUUUAUGAUCCUGAAGAGGAGUGA